Parus major (Great Tit) is the source of this 2212-nucleotide messenger RNA. It is a transcript of the gene IL15RA, whose product is annotated as interleukin 15 receptor subunit alpha. Lineage: Eukaryota; Metazoa; Chordata; Aves; Passeriformes; Paridae. Gene Ontology annotation, molecular function: interleukin-15 receptor activity. Gene Ontology annotation, biological process: interleukin-15-mediated signaling pathway. Gene Ontology annotation, cellular component: plasma membrane. The coding region runs from base 218 to 2212 and encodes 664 amino acids. The transcript has 5 exons. The record is from RefSeq and is a predicted model, not a curated record.
UCCCUUCCCAAGAUAUCCCAUCCCUUCCCCAGCUGUUCCAUCCCAGGGGUACCAGACCCCCCUGGGUGUUGCGGUGACCCCGAUGCCGCAUCCCCCCCCAGGCGCUGCUUCCUCCAGGGUUACCCCACCCCCUCUCUCCCACCCCUGACACUUCACCCCCUGGAUCACGAAUCCAAACAUUUCAUCUUGUCCCCCUCAGGGAUCUCACAUCCCGUGGAUGUUGCAUCCCCUCCCCACCACUCGCCGGGAAUCGCGUCCCUCUUUAGGUCCCGAAUUCCGCACUCCCCUUUCCCUCGGUUUUGUAUUCCCGGGUUAUUCCAUCCCUUCAGCUGCUGCAUCCGGGAUUGCAGCUCCACCCCUCCCGCUAUUCCAUUCCCGGGCUGCUUCAUCCUCCCGGGAAUCUCUCCAUCCCCCCCGGACAAUGAAUGCCCCUCACCCCCUGUAUUUCAUCCCUUUCCGGGUAUUGUGUUCCCGGACACAGAAUUUCCCCCGGACACCGAAUUUCCCCUGGACACCGAAUUCCCUCCAGGUGCUGAAAAACCCCCCGGGCAUCGAAUUCCCCCCCAGGUACCGAAUUCCCCCGGACACCGAAUUUUCCCUGGAAACCGAAUUUCCCCCUGGACACCGAAUUUCCCCCCAGGCACCAAAAUCCACCCCGGGCAUCGAAUUCCACCGGGCAUCGAAAUCCCCCCCCGGACACCGAAUUCCCCCCCCCAGGUACCGAAUUCUCCCCCGGACACCGAAUUCUCUCCUGGACACCGAAUUUCCCCUGGACACCGAAUUUCCCCCCGGGCAUCAAGUUCCCUCUGGACACCGAAUUCUCCCCGGCAUUGCCGCCCCCACUCGCCCCUCCCGGACCCCUCCUUCAACAGAAUUCAACAGAAUCACCGGGUUGGAAAAGACCUCUAAGAUCGAGUCCAGCCCAGCCCCAACCCCUCAACUAAACCACGGCACCCAGUGCCACAUCCAGGCUUUUUUAAACACAUCCAGGGGUGGUGACUCCACCACCUCCCCAGACAGAAAAUUCCACUGUUUUAUCACCCUUUCUGUAAAAAUCUUCUUCCUAAUUUCCUUAACCCAGCCUGUAUUUCCUUUGGCGCAGCUUGAGGCUGUGUCCUCUCUUGCCUGGAGAAAAAGUCCGACCCCAGCUGACCCCAAGCUCCUUCCAGGGAGUUUAGAGAGUGCUAAGGUCACCUCCGAGUCUCCUUUUCUCCAAGAUAAACAACCCCAUCUCCCUCAGCAUUCCCUCCCCGUCCCUGGCUCCCCAUCCCGGCAGGGCGGUGCGUCCCUCCCGGUCCCGAAAGCGAAAGCGAAACCUCUCGGGAACCGCGACAGCAGCGGCAGGGAAGGGCCACGGAUCUCCCGCAGAUCCCGGAGCUGUCCCCGGGCCGGUGCCAUGGCACGGCCGCUGCUGCCGCUGCUCUGCGCUACGGCCGCUCUGCUGCUGCUCCGCGCCGCCGCCGACACCGCGCGAUGCAGCCGCCCCAAAGCAGUGGCCAACGCUCACAUCGAGGCUGGGAAUCACAUGGAGCUGAAUUCCCGCCUGCGCUACUCCUGCAAUCCCGGAUACAAACGGAAAGCCGGGACCUCCAGCCUCAUCCAGUGCAUCCUCUGGAACGGCUCCGAGCCCCGCUGGACCGACCCCACGCUCCAGUGCAUCCGAGAUCCAGCUUAUUCCUGGGAAACCCCCGGCACGGAGAGCACGACCCAGAGGGGUGAGGAACGGGAUUGGGAUUGGGAUUGGGAUUGGAGCCUGGCAUUUGGAAACCACAACAUUCCCGUGGUGGGAUCUGAUUCGCGCCGUCUCCUGAAAUCCCAGCUGUCGGAUGAGGGCGCGGAAAUAACGGAGCCGCUUUUCCAUUUUGGGAAUUUCAAGAUUUCCCAUCGUUUUCUCAGCAGGAAGAACCGAUGCCAGCCCGAAUUCCAGCCCGAAUUCCAGCCCCUCUCCAGCUUCCAGUCAGUCCCCUGUGCUGCCAGAUGGAUCCAGGCCGCCGGAGACGAUUCCAACACCGGACACAUCCACGCUGGGAGAGGGGAGAACCCCGCUGCCCAUCCCGCCCACGGAUCACGCCGCAGUUUCCAUCCUCUCCGUGGGCUCUUCUGUCGGUGCACCAGGCAGGGCUACGCGGUGACGGAGACGGAUAUUCCCAUGGAAGCUCAUCCCGUCGGGAAUGAGGAGGUGGAGCCUCCCGUCGUCGUCCCCACAGGCUGA